Lecanosticta acicola is the source of this 2421-nucleotide messenger RNA. The record is from the annotation of a GenBank genome assembly. NCBI's taxonomy places the organism in Eukaryota, Fungi, Ascomycota, Dothideomycetes, Mycosphaerellales, Mycosphaerellaceae.
AUGGGCCCGCGACCCACGCAUUUGAACCUGGCGGAGGGCCGCAAAGACGAAUUCGAUCCCCCCAAGAUGCCCUUCGCCCACCGAGAUCUACCGUCGCCGCGUGCGGGCGAGAUUCCGCCGGCGCUCUCGCCGCUAGAUGCCUUUGCCAUGCAUUCACGAAUGCUGGCUAGGAAGUUUGAGGAGCAGGGAGACAAUGGUCGGAGGAUGAGCAGGUUAUCGCCUGUGAUGGUUGCCAAAGAGAUCGGGAACCGGCCGGGUUACUUCAGGAGUCUGAGCACUGAGAGCAAGAUGGACGAUCUCGCGGAAGAAGAAACCAGUCCGAUUUCACAACGAAACCCCAAUGUGUCCGAGGCAAGCCCUUCGAAAGAGAGGCCACUGAGCCACUAUCCAACGCUGGAUCGGGCGAGCAUGGCGACCGAGCCAGACGACAUGCCCGCGGUGCCUACACCCUUCUUCGACGCACAGGAACGGCAACCAAACGCUCGAGCUAAGGAAGCUCCUGUUGAUUACUUUGGCAUCGCACACAGAGCCUCUUCUCCCGAGCCAAUCGAUUCGAGAUUUGUGAAUGUCCAAGCGCCUUCGCCAAAUGAUUAUCCCAGCUUGACGAACAGCAUCGAUUCGGUCGCGACGCACAGAAGCCAUCCCCGAACCAUGACCAACGACUCCCAACGGUCAUACCGCUCGCAGAACUCGGAUCGAGGUCUUGCAGUACCGCAGUCGCCACGACAUCCUAAGUCGUCACGCAGUUUCCAGAGUAUACGAUCCGUUCCACCGGACAGCGACCACGAAGAUGCACAGUCAGCGAAUGGAUCGCAAGUGAUGUCCUCAUCGCGCAAGUGCUCUGGAAGCAGCGCAUCGAGACCGCAGUCGCCAUUUUCACCCUGGAUGCACUCCGUACACAGGUCUCCAUCCAUGACCUCAGAAUACUCGAUGAAUGGAUCACAGCAGUUUCCAAGGGCAACAACGAACUUUUCAAGACCGAUGAGUAGCUCUGGUAGCCGGCCCUCGUUUGACACGAGGCCCUCUUUCGACAGUCGAUCAUCGCAAGAGCGACAGCGUUUGCCGCACCGGCAGGCAUCCGGCGCCAGUAGCAGCAGUACCGGACAUUCAUCACGACCUGCCAUGUCGCGGCAGGGAUCCGCCGAUGAUGCUCCAGCAGACUUUCACGAUCUCGUGACACCCUCACAGCUCUCCACAGAACAUUUGCCGGACCGUGCGGGAACGCCGAAUGGCAUCUCUCCCGGUUCUUACAUCUACGCGAAGUAUGCUCUUCCCCGGGGAAGGCAUAUGCAGGGGGAGUCGCAGGAGUUCAGAGACUCGUGGAUCCAGAAGCAGUCCGAGUGGGAUCGGAAUCACAACAGACAGCCCUCCAAACAGCUGCAUCAGCAGCAUCACGAGAGAACUUCCAGUGACAUGGCGCCCGCACAAGAAGCACGCGCUUCGCCUGUACCUCAAGAUGCUGGUCGGAGUGGCCGAAGCUUAACGCCUGUUGCAAACGAGGCACGAAGCAGAUCAGCGGACCCGAGAGCACUCGACCGAACUGCCACUGCAUUACACCGUCCAACGCCCUCCGUCAGGACGGACAGCACAGACCGUACGAUCAGAGCUACGCCAUUGCACAAGCGCGCAGUCUCUGCCGAUCUUUCAGCGGAGGAGCACCUGGACAUUGGGAUUGCUGCUCACGAUGCGGGUCAGACCAACAAGUCCACGUAUCACCUCCGGCUUGCUUCUAUCGCUGGUCUGCCGACCGCCAUGCUGCUUUAUGCACUGGCUUGCCGGCACGGCUGGGGUAUGCGGCCAAACGCGGAAGAAGGAGUCAAGUGGUUGCGCAAGGCUAUUGACACUUCUGGUCUUGACGUCGCGGAUGCGGAGCAAAAGCUGAAUUCGGGCAACCACAAGAUUGACCCCGCGGAGCGAAAGAAGCGGAAAGCACAGUAUGCGUUGGCCAUCUACGAGCUUGGCGUGAGCUCAAGAAAUGGUUGGGGAUGCAAGAAGGAUCCCCUACUUGCUCUGAGAUGUUACGAAAUCGCUGGCGAUAUGGGUGACGCAGACGCAUUGGCCGAGGCUGGCUACUGCUAUGCUCAAGGUAUUGGCUGCAAGAAGGACAUGAAGAAAGCUGCUUCUCUGUACCGCAAGGCGGAGGAGCGCGGUAUGUCGAUGGCUGGAAACAGCUGGUGGGUCGCUCUUUCCCCCACAGUAAACGAAAGACGUUUUACUAACAAGUCCUCCAGGAUCUACAAACCGAAAUACAUGGACGAUGCCUCUUCUGCGCCUUCGGAAAAGGACAAAAAGGAGAAGCGACCCGAUACAGCCGUAUCGAGAGAUUCGCGAAAAGACGGCAGACCGGAGACUCGUGCUCGAUCGAGGAGUAUAUUCGGCCGGUCGAAGAAGGAAAAGCCGCCUGCCAUGCCUGUCUCGUAG